AUCAAAUGCACCACCGUCCACUCGGCGCCCAGCGGGCACGCCGUUGGUGCCAGAGCUACGGUCCAGUGUCCGGCCGGCCAGGUCAUGACCGGAUGUAACGUGUACACGCAGAACGCCAAGGCCGCUGGUGCUUUCAUUGAAGGUAAACACAAUUAA
This is a messenger RNA of Lymnaea stagnalis (great pond snail), 156 nucleotides long. The record is from the annotation of a GenBank genome assembly. NCBI's taxonomy places the organism in Eukaryota, Metazoa, Mollusca, Gastropoda, Lymnaeidae.